CAGGAAACCUAGUUCUCAUAACCUGGUAGUGUUAUUGUAUUGCCUCUGCACAAUACAGAAAACAUGGCGAGGAGAAAAGGCAUGGGCCGUUCAAAGGUAGUCCUCAAGAGAAUAGAGAACAAAAACAGUAGACAAACCACUUUCUCCAAGCGCCGUACUGGGCUCUUCAAGAAGGCCAACGAGCUCUGUGAGAGGUGUGGUGCACAGGCCGCAGUUAUCACCUUCUCCAUGGCUGGCAACCUCUACGCCUCCGGCCACCCUAACGUCGACGCCGUCAUCGAUCAAUACCUUGCCAGGACUUCAUCCGACGAAGUUGAGGAGAAGUACGCGGAGGCUUUGGCGAAAUUGGAAGCCGAAAAGAAGAGAGAUAAGAUAUUGGACAGGGCAGUGGAGAAGAUCGGAGGUGGGUCUUUGUUGGAUGCGCCGAUUGAGGCUUUCGAGAUUCAAGAACUUGAAGAAAUUAUAGCCAUCAUUGAGGAGAUGAUGAACAACGUUGUGGUUCGAGACAAUGACAAGAGAGAAAAUCCAUCUGAACCUGACGAUCCCUGCGAUGUUCUUUCUUUAGACCUUAGCUUGGCUCUUAAUACCUUACAUUAUUGA
Messenger RNA from Ilex paraguariensis (yerba mate), 600 nucleotides. NCBI's taxonomy places the organism in Eukaryota, Viridiplantae, Streptophyta, Magnoliopsida, Aquifoliales, Aquifoliaceae. The record is from the annotation of a GenBank genome assembly.